This is a messenger RNA of Salvia miltiorrhiza (redroot sage), 1242 nucleotides long. Its product is annotated as ER lumen protein-retaining receptor. The transcript is spliced from 6 exons. NCBI's taxonomy places the organism in Eukaryota, Viridiplantae, Streptophyta, Magnoliopsida, Lamiales, Lamiaceae. Gene Ontology annotation, biological process: protein retention in ER lumen; endoplasmic reticulum to Golgi vesicle-mediated transport. Gene Ontology annotation, molecular function: ER lumen protein retrieval receptor activity. Bases 234 to 881 code for a protein of 215 amino acids. The record is from RefSeq and is a predicted model, not a curated record. Gene Ontology annotation, cellular component: endoplasmic reticulum; membrane; cis-Golgi network.
AACACUAUCCAGAAAAUGCAAAGGUAGUUUCAUUACAAUAAUUAUUAUAGUAUUAAAAAUGAAAUUUUAAUAAAAUAAAAAAAAAUUAAUCGACCCAGCCAGAGAGAUCUCAGUUUCAGUUCAGUCUCAACGACUGAAAACGAAGCCAAAUUACAACACGAAUUGCUGCCAGAUCUAUUUUCUGGCCUCUUUGAUUCAGUAAACUUCAUAUCCUAGAGAGAGAGAGAGAGAAGAUGAAUAUAUUCAGGUUAGCAGGGGAUAUGACCCAUUUGGCAAGUGUUCUUGUUUUGCUCCUCAAGAUUCACACUAUCAAAUCUUGUGCUGGCGUUUCUUUGAAGACUCAGGAACUCUAUGCUAUUAUUUUUGUUACUCGAUACUUGGAUCUUUUCACGGACUAUAUCUCACUCUACAAUACAUUAAUGAAAAUUAUUUUCUUGGGAAGUUCUAUAUCGAUAGUCUGGUAUAUGAAGCAUCACAAGGUUGUCCGCAGAUCCUACAACAAAGACCAGGACACUUUCCGCCACUACGUCCUUAUGAUACCCUGUUUGUUAUUAGCACUAAUUGUAAAUGAGAAGUUUUCCUUCAAAGAGGUGAUGUGGACAUUUUCCUUAUAUUUGGAAGCUGUUGCCAUCCUUCCUCAGUUAGUUUUGUUGCAGAGAACAAGGAAUAUUGACAACUUGACUGGCCAAUACGUUUUUCUUCUAGGUGCAUACCGAGCAUUUUAUAUCCUUAACUGGAUUUACCGCUACUUCACUGAACCACACUAUGUGCACUGGAUAAUUUGGAUUUCAGGACUUGUUCAGACGCUCCUUUAUGCUGAUUUCUUCUAUUACUACUUCCAAAGCUGGAAGAAUAACGUGAAGCUUGAAUUGCCUGCUUGAGUUUGCUUUGAGAAAGAUACAAAGGGUGCAAGACUUUUGAGAGUCAUAUGUUUAGACAAACAGAUCAUAUAUUGGUUUUGAACUACGGCUCGUCCUGUAGCCGUAGAUCUGAGAAGAGGCGAAGCAUCUCUUUCUUUCACUCACUACUUGUGACGUAUUCAUUUGUAGCAUUUGAAGAGCAUUAUUUAGUAUUGUUGAUGAAAAUGUGCAAGUAUUCUUGCUCCAAAUCUGCAAGAUUUGCUUAGUAAGGUCUGGCGGGUUUGAUGCCCAACCAUUUAUUUAGUUACUUGAAGCAAAUGAUCAUAUGAUUCACAUGAUGAUUCCCUUCAAGUUUGUUGCACAAAUAUGGAAAACUACAUUA